Cantharellus anzutake is the source of this 2505-nucleotide messenger RNA. RefSeq names its product RNA ligase-domain-containing protein. Gene Ontology annotation, molecular function: GTP-dependent polyribonucleotide 5'-hydroxyl-kinase activity; ATP binding; phosphoric diester hydrolase activity. The transcript is spliced from 7 exons. Gene Ontology annotation, biological process: tRNA splicing, via endonucleolytic cleavage and ligation. Gene Ontology annotation, cellular component: nuclear inner membrane. The coding region runs from base 1 to 2505 and encodes 834 amino acids. The record is from RefSeq and is a predicted model, not a curated record. NCBI's taxonomy places the organism in Eukaryota, Fungi, Basidiomycota, Agaricomycetes, Cantharellales, Hydnaceae.
AUGUCCUCAGACAGCAUCGCAGAAGAGACAGAUGCGCUCAUUCAGAAGCUGAAUGCGCUUUCGAUCAAAGAUAAAAGGCUCGUUAAAUCCACGACUCACCUUGCUCCUGCAGAUCUUAGCAUUGAAGUCCAAAGCUGGAAGAUGAAUGAGUUUAAGUAUGCAACUUAUCCCAGUCCUUUCCCCACGCUUGCCCGGGGCCUUUUCACGCGUCAAGCUUUGACUGAUGAUGACAAAUGCGCAGGUGUGGGAGGUCAGCACACUGUUGUAGCUCGUGGGUAUGAUAAGUUCUUCAACAUCGGUGAAGUCCCGUGGAAUACGUGGCCAGCUCUCGAGAAAAACACAACAGCUCCCUACUAUCUUACUCUUAAAUCGAACGGCUGCAUCAUUUUCGUCGCCGCCCUCGCAAAUGAUAAGCUAAUUGUGACCUCUAAACACUCGGUAGGCCAACAUACAGGAGCAGAAAUUAGCCAUGCAAUGCAAGGGGAGAAAUGGCUGUAUAAGCAUCUCAAAGCCAAGGGGAAAAAGCCCGAGGAGCUUGCAAGCCGAUUGCUAAGGGAAAAUAUAACCGCGGUGGCCGAACUCUGUGACGAUUCAUUCGAGGAACACGUCCUUGCGUACCCUCCAGAGCUCACUGGCCUCCAUUUACACGGCCUUAACAAAAAUCAAGGAGCCUUCUCGACUGCUCCACCUUCUGACGUUGACGCCUUUGCUGAGGAAUUUGGGUUCAUCAAAACUGCCUAUGUAACCCUCAACUCCGUUAAUGAAGUCAAAGAGUUCACAGACGAUGUCGCCCAAACGGGCUUCUGGAACGGUGAUGCAGUUGAGGGUUUUGUUGUUCGUACCAGGGUGAAGGCACGCGAUUCAUCGGAGGCGCCUGCCAAAGUCGACCCAAGAGAUAUACAUACACCUCCUCCUUAUCCCCCCGGCACGGAUUUCUUUUUCAAAGUGAAAUUUGAUGAACCAUACCUUAUGUACCGGGCGUGGCGCGAAAUCACCAAGACAAUCCUAUCAUACAAACGCGAUAGCAGCAAACCACUCAACAUACCGAAGUCGCGCCUGGAGCGGCCUGAAUCUCGAGUAUACCGUAACUGGGUCGAGGAUGAAAUCGACGCUCACCCCAAAGAAUUCGAGGGUUUCUCGAAAGGCCAAGGUGUCGUCGCUACGCGAGAGAGGUUUUUGAAGUGGCUAGAGACGCCCACAGGUCAAAGGAAGCUGAUCGCCGCAGGGGGAGCCUUGAAAAAGGAUGGGGCACAUGCUCUUGCCAACCCAGAAGCCGUCACUACCACUCCGCGGAAAGAGUUUGGUAAGACCAUCAUAGUUCCUAUUGCAGUGCCUGGCUGCGGCAAAACUGCUCUUUCUGUUGCCCUUUCUCGGUUGUUCGGUUUUGGGCAUACUCAAAGCGAUGAUGUGAAGGCCAAGAAAACAGCCUCCAUAUUCCAAAGUAAUAUUACGAAGUUGUUGAAGGAGUAUGACGUGGUCAUCGCCGAUCGGAACAAUCAUCUCAGGCAGCACAGGGUAGGAAUUCUUGAAGCGGGAACCAUAUACGAAGAAAGCGUCGCGCGGGAGAAGCGUGCCGACCCCCUCCCAAUUCGUCUCAUAGCUUUGUACUGGAAUAUCCGCAAGGCUCCCCUCGCUACCGUUCACCGUCUCUGUGCGGAUCGUAUACUUCGCAGAGGGGACAAUCAUCAGUCCCUACGUCCUGCGGCCGUCUCGCACGAGGAGAUCAUCUGGCUUUUCAUUACAGGGUCCCAAGAGCUUGCGGAUGGGGAGGUAGAUGAUGUUAUCGAGUUGGACCCCCGAACCGAGUCGUUAGAAGAGAAUGUCAGGAAGGUUAUCGAUGGUCUCCUCCCGCUUCUCCCAGACCUUCAACGGCCGAAUGAUGAGCAAAUUGCCGAAGCCUGUGACUUCGCUCUGGGAUAUAAGGUCACUGUCAAAAAGGAGAGUCAAGCGACAAGAACGAAAGACAGGACGCGGUACUAUGGACUUCUGGCUGAAAUCGAUCUGCUAAACAUCGUUGAAAAAGCAUUAUCGCAAGACAACGCGCCGAAUGUUGCCCUAAAGUUUUGGGAUGAGCCGCACAUCACCAUUGUCCAUUCCAACAGUCUCCCAGCUGAGGAGCGACUAUGGGAUGCCUGUAAUGCAUUGAACAGACCUCCAGGUCCUCGGAAGAAUAGCUCAACUAUUUAUCUCCUGCCCCUGUUUGACUUCUCUAUUGGUAGUCUUCUGUGCGAUGGGAACGUGAUGGCUUUGACAGUCGAAGACCUCCGUGUCCGCGAGACUCCUGAGAACGAUGUUGGUUCUAAGGCAGCACAUGCCGUUCUCGCUGCGAUGAACGAAGAUCGCAAAAUUAAGCUUCAUAUCACUGUAGGGACAAAAGGCGAGUCUGUUUCGGCAGUGUUAGCUGGUGAGAUGGUAACAAAGUGGAGGAAAGGGGAGAAGAGUGGGAUUGGGGAAGUUUCACUGGAAAAUCAAAAUGGCAGCGGUCUGAUUAAAGGAUUGUCAUGA